Messenger RNA from Colletotrichum karsti, 984 nucleotides. RefSeq lists its product as uncharacterized. The record is from RefSeq and is a predicted model, not a curated record. Lineage: Eukaryota; Fungi; Ascomycota; Sordariomycetes; Glomerellales; Glomerellaceae. The transcript has 5 exons. Bases 1 to 984 code for a protein of 327 amino acids.
AUGGCGGAGGACAGGUCGGCCACGGUGAUUGGAGUGGUGAUCAUGUGUUUCGUCAUCUCGACAUCUAUUCUCGCCCUCCGUCUAUGGACUCGUAUACACAUCGUCAAGCAAACAGGAGCAGAUGAUUGGGCUGCCGCUUUUUCACUCAUAUCCGUGUUAGGUUGCGGGAUCGCUAUCGCAGUCAUGACACGUUACGGGCUUGGAAAGCACAUCCAGACAGUCACGCCGGAGGAAUACAUGGAGUUCACUAAGUGCUUUUGGGUUUCCGUCGUCUUCUAUGGUCUGGGCCAUCUAUCUUUCAAGAUGGCAUUUCUACUACAAUACUACCGAGUGUUGUCGACUACCAACAUGAAAAAGAUCUAUAUUGCGGGAAUGGUUCUCGUGGCGGCGUGGGGCAUUUCCGUCGUGGUGAUGUCCUUGUUCUUCUGCGUCCCGAUCGCGGGUUUUUGGGACCACACCAUUCCUGCAAAGUGCCUCUCUCAGCAGGCUCUUUACUACGUCUUCGGAGCGUGCAGUAUUGUAACCGAUGUCAUCAUCUUUCUACUGCCCCUACCGGCCCUCUUCAAGUUGCAGCUGCCUCGAUCCCAGAAGUGGUAUCUGCUCGGUAUUUUCAGCCUUGGAUUCUUUAUCGUUGCGAUAUCGGUCUUCCGCCUCCAAUUCCUCAGUAUCAAGGCGGACUUCACGUAUUGGAACGUGACACCUGCCCUGUGGUCGAUGGGCGAGCUCACCGCCGCUAUGGUCUGCCUCUGCUUGCCGCCCCUGAAGGCUCUCGCCGCUCGCAUGGGCUUGGUCGCGGGCACUCGCACCGCCGGCUCCUCGAACAACCGAAACAGUCGAUACCCGAACGGUUCUCACCUGGGCAAGGAUUUCAGCCAGCCUAAUUCGCCCGGCGAAAAGCCUCCCCAUUUUGGGAACUUUCAAGUGGUAGAGACCGAACGAGACCAAAGCGAGCAAAGUACCUCGUCUUCUUUACCCCCAGUCUGA